CGGACAGAGGCCUAAACGGACCGAAACCCUGGAUAUGGUUUGGAAAUACAUUGGAGGAAUUGUUUCGUCCGAUUUCGGUCAUCGAUAGAGAGAGACGUCAAAAAUAUGGACCGACUUAUGGUCUAUUUGAAUCAAAUGAGCCAAUUAUGAUGACAUCGGAUCCGAAGUUAAUCAGAAAUAUUUUGAUCCGAGAUUUUAAUGCAUUUCGUUUGAUACCAACAUUGGUUACACCGGCCGAUCAUCCAGUCUAUGGCAAUGUCAUCGACAAUACUGGCGACGCUAUUUGGCUACGCAUACGAUCCGUCAUUAGGACACUGUUUACCGAUAAAAAACUCAGAUUAUUGGUUAAAAAAGUUGAAUACAAUUUAAUGGAUUUAACCAAUGCUUUGGACGGAUUGGUAGGUCAGACUUCAAUCAACAUUAAAAAGGUGUUUAUCAAUCAGUCGAUAGAUUUGAUGGCAAAUGUUAUGUUUUCGUGGAAACAAAAUUCAUUCGUCGAUACAAAUAAUAAAUUCAAUCAACUAAUUAAACGUCUAUUGUUUCCAUCAAAAUAUCGUAUAUUAGCUAAUCUAGUGCUACCAAAAUUUAUGCUACAAUUUCUCAAUUUGUCAAACAUUAUACCAACAAAUGGUUUAAACAAAUUCGCUGAUCUAACUGUUGAAGAGUUAGAUAAACGUAAAUCAUUGACCACUGAUAUCAAUGAAGAUUUUUUUCAAUGGAUGCUAAAUAGGUGUACAGAAUUCAUCGGCAAUACAGACAACAACAAAACAAUUGAAACAACAGAAUCGGAUCAAAUGAUGAGCAAAGAUGAAGUGAUGGCCAAUAUAUUUGCACUAUUCUAUGGGGCGUUUGAAACACAUUACACUUAUAUGACAUUCAUUAUCUAUGAGUUGGCCGUCAAUCCCGAGUGUCAGCAAAAAGUUUACGAAGAAAUUAUGACCUGUUAUCGGGAUUCCCAUAACAAUAGUCGUACUGCAAUUGACGGCCAGUUGUUUGAUUGGGAAUCACUGGUCAAACUGGACUAUUUGAAUGCCUGUAUAUCGGAAACAAUGAGAUUACACGCGGCUGUCAUUAGAGAAGAAAGAAUAGCCAAACAGGACUAUACAGAUGAGACAACAGGCCUUAUCAUUAAAAAGGAUCAUAUGAUACAGAUUUCACGUACAGCAGUACAACGCUGUCCCGAUUAUUACGAAAUGCCCGACCAGUUCAUACCCGACCGGUUCCUCAAACAAAACAAACACCAAUUGGUUGACUCAGCAUUUCUACCGUUUGGUUUGGGACGUCGUAUGUGUCCCGGCUAUAGAUUUGGACUGAUGGCCAUCAAAUUGACCAUGGCACAUUUGUUGUUACGAUACAAGUUUGUAAAACUUAAUAAUAACCAAACCAAAUGUUGA
Messenger RNA from Oppia nitens, 1394 nucleotides. RefSeq names its product cytochrome P450 9c1-like. Lineage: Eukaryota; Metazoa; Arthropoda; Arachnida; Sarcoptiformes; Oppiidae. Gene Ontology annotation, molecular function: oxidoreductase activity, acting on paired donors, with incorporation or reduction of molecular oxygen; heme binding; monooxygenase activity. The transcript has 5 exons. The record is from RefSeq and is a predicted model, not a curated record. Bases 147 to 1394 code for a protein of 415 amino acids.